GCACCGGCGGCCAUCUUGGCUUCCCGGGGAAAGGCGGCGCGAGGGGAAGAAGUUGUAGGGUGGGGGCAGGAGUGAGGAGGAGGGAAGUGAGAGGGGGAGGAGGCCGUGGCGGGGCAGGGCGGGGACUGCCUGCCUGCCUGGGUUGCGGAAGUGCUAGCCGCUGACCCAGCCUGCUGCUCUCUUGCUACUGCUUCGGAUUCCCGGCUACCCCCCGGACGGUGAGGGCGGCCCGGCAGUGGAUGGUCAGAUAGCCUCUAUCUCCUGCCGCUAAUCUCUGGCCCCUACCAGCACGGAGCAGACAGUGGCAGCAGCAGCAGCAGGAGAGGAGGAAGAUGGCGGGACGGCUGCCGGCCUGUGUGGUGGACUGUGGCACGGGGUAUACAAAACUAGGAUAUGCUGGAAAUACAGAACCACAGUUUAUUAUCCCUUCCUGUAUUGCCAUAAAGGAGUCAGCAAAAGUAGGUGAUCAAGCGCAACGGAGGGUGAUGAAAGGUGUUGAUGACCUAGACUUCUUCAUUGGUGACGAAGCAAUAGAAAAACCUACAUAUGCAACAAAGUGGCCAAUCCGCCAUGGUAUAGUUGAAGAUUGGGACUUGAUGGAAAGGUUUAUGGAGCAAGUGAUUUUUAAAUAUUUAAGGGCUGAACCAGAAGAUCAUUAUUUUCUUUUGACUGAACCUCCACUGAAUACUCCAGAAAACAGGGAAUAUACUGCUGAAAUAAUGUUUGAGUCCUUCAAUGUUCCAGGCUUGUACAUUGCUGUACAGGUCUAGGCUGAAGGGUAUGUGAUUGGCAGCUGUAUUAAACACAUUCCAAUUGCAGGACGAGAUAUAACAUAUUUUAUUCAGCAACUGCUGAGAGAUCGAGAAGUAGGAAUCCCUCCAGAACAAUCCCUGGAAACUGCUAAGGCAGUAAAGGAGCGCUAUAGUUAUGUCUGCCCAGAUUUAGUAAAAGAAUUUAACAAGUAUGACACAGAUGGGUCUAAGUGGAUUAAACAGUAUACUGGAAUCAAUGCUAUCUCAAAGAAAGAAUUUUCCAUUGAUGUUGGUUAUGAGAGAUUUUUGGGACCUGAAAUCUUUUUUCAUCCAGAGUUUGCCAAUCCAGAUUUUACGCAGCCUAUCUCAGAAGUAGUAGAUGAAGUAAUUCAGAAUUGUCCUAUUGAUGUCAGGCGUCCUCUUUACAAGAAUAUUGUCCUCUCUGGAGGUUCGACCAUGUUCAGGGACUUCGGACGUCGCUUGCAAAGAGAUUUGAAAAGAACUGUAGAUGCCAGGCUGAAAUUAAGUGAGGAAUUGAGUGGUGGUAGAUUGAAGCCAAAACCUAUUGAUGUACAAGUCAUUACACAUCACAUGCAGCGAUACGCAGUCUGGUUUGGAGGAUCAAUGCUGGCUUCCACGCCUGAGUUCUACCAAGUAUGCCACACCAAAAAGGAUUAUGAAGAAAUUGGACCUAGCAUUUGUCGUCACAAUCCAGUGUUUGGAGUCAUGUCGUAAAAUUGACUUCAUAGUUAUUGGGGUUAGGGAGGAGGGGAAGAGAUGAUCUUUCUGAUUACCUGUUUUGUCUGGAUGGCUGGUUUUGAGGUUUUAAACCUUACUUGAAAUAGUAAGACCAAACAUUAUUAUACAGGAAUAUUUUAAUAAGCGUAUCAACAUGAGAUGUAGAAGAGAGCAAAAAUGAUUAAGUGUUUUUCUUUAGAUUGAAUAUUUGAAUCUUACGUGUAACAAAAAGAAGUGGGUUUUAGUUCUUUCUGUGCCCUGAUAUUUUGUAUAUUAAUGAAUUAUCCAAGAUUUGAUGGGAUUUAUCAGUGUGUAGAUAGCUCUAUAAUGCUUGAAUUGUAUACUUCUAAGUGUGCAAUGCAAGAGCUUGUUUAUAUUUCAUACUUUUUAUACUUUGAGGAAAAAAAGUCAAAGAAAAACUUAGUAUUUGAGGGAGAAAAAAAUGACCAAGCAAAGGAUAAAUUAAAAAAAUGGCCUCAUGAGACUUGGC
This is a messenger RNA of Otolemur garnettii (small-eared galago), 1980 nucleotides long. Its product is annotated as actin-related protein 3. The record is from RefSeq and is a predicted model, not a curated record. Lineage: Eukaryota; Metazoa; Chordata; Mammalia; Primates; Galagidae. Gene Ontology annotation, cellular component: actin cortical patch; Arp2/3 protein complex. Gene Ontology annotation, molecular function: actin filament binding. The transcript is spliced from 11 exons. Gene Ontology annotation, biological process: Arp2/3 complex-mediated actin nucleation.